Molecule: messenger RNA, 1811 nt
Organism: Chelmon rostratus (copperband butterflyfish)
Lineage: Eukaryota; Metazoa; Chordata; Actinopteri; Chaetodontiformes; Chaetodontidae
Gene: upp1
Product: uridine phosphorylase 1
Exons: 8
Coding region: 193-1128 (311 amino acids)
Biological process (GO): uridine catabolic process; nucleotide catabolic process
Cellular component (GO): cytoplasm; cytosol
Molecular function (GO): uridine phosphorylase activity
Source: RefSeq, a predicted model, not a curated record
GCGCUUGUGACGUGUCGACGUCAGGUCACGGCGGGCCGGGCCCUCGCGCAGCGGUUUCGACGUCAGAUGUUCGGAGAGCGAAAUUAAUUUGUCGGAAACGGAGGAAACUGCGGUUGACCAGCAACAUUCCGAAGGUUGGUUUUGCUCUCGGUCGCUGUAUCGUGUUGCUCCCACACAGCUGUUUUCAGGAAGAUGGAUCCAAAGGACGGGAAGCGAACCGAGUCAUGCAGCAGCCCUGUUUGUGUGAACAACCCACACCUGGAUGCACUGAAAGAUGACGUCCUCUACCACUUCAGUUUAGGAACCGGAACUCACAACCUACCAGCUAUGUUUGGUGAUGUCAAAUUUGUGUGUGUCGGGGGCAGUCCCUGGAGGAUGAAGUCAUUCAUUGAGUACAUUGCCUCUGAGCUCAGUAUGGAAGACCCCAAAUCAGAGUACCCAAAUAUCUGUGCUGGAACAGACCGCUAUGCUAUGUACAAAAUUGGUCCUGUACUCUCUGUCAGUCAUGGGAUGGGCAUCCCAUCUAUUGCCAUAAUGCUGCAUGAGCUGAUAAAGCUCCUCCAUCAUGCACAUUGCACAGAUGUUACAAUUAUACGCAUUGGGACAUCGGGUGGAAUAGGGCUUGAGCCUGGCACUGUUGUCGUCACCAAGCAAUCUGUGGAUGCCACCUUCCUGCCCAAGUUUGAGCAGGUGAUCCUGGGGAAGACGGUGGUGCGCAAUACUGAUCUGGACCAAAGCCUGGCUGAGGAGCUGUUACAGUGCAGCAAGGAGCUGAACCAGUUUGAGACAGUGAUAGGCAACACCAUGUGCACGCUGGAUUUCUAUGAAGGACAAGCCCGCUUGGAUGGUGCUUUCUGCUCCUACUCUGAGAAGGAUAAACAGGACUACCUCAAUAAAGCCAGUGAAGCAGGAGUCUGCAAUAUUGAAAUGGAGUCAUCAGUGUUUGCUGCCAUGUGCAAGCUGAGUGGCCUGCGAGCGGCUGUGGUUUGUGUGACAUUACUGAAUCGACUGAAGGGGGAUCAGCUGAGCAGCUCCCAUGAAGUCCUUCACAAUUACCAACAACGUCCGCAGAUACUGGUUGGCUCCUACAUUAAGAAGCAGCUGAGGGCCAGGGCUGCACGUAGCUAAGUGCAACAGUUAUUACACUGGUAUGCAAGCAUACACCAAAAUUUGGGCAUCUUCUGUUGAAACUUAUUGAACAAUGAAAAAGGGGUGCACAUAAUGCAAUAACUCAGCUUUAACUGAUUUUUUUGUAUACAUUCUUUGCUGCUAACCAGAAGCCAUACCUUUUAAUAUGUCCAGAAUAAUGACUGAAUUUCUGAAAUUAUGCACUGCCUUCUGUUUAUUUCACCGUCAUAAUAAACCAGCAUGCACUAUUUGCUUCCUCUUGUAUUUAAUUUAAAUACAAUUUGACUGAGUGUUAUGUAAAUGUCAUGUAACAGCCUAUGGCCAUCAAAUAUGUCUUAUUUAAGGCUGCCUCUGUUAUACAACAUGCAAAGUAUCUUAUCCACAAAACUUGAACCAUUUCAUGACUUUUGGUCAGUGUGUGCUUACAAAGGUGCUCUAAUGAAAUCACCUUAUCUGUCAUCGAAUUGUUCCUUUUUCCCUUGAAAGCCAAAAAAAUACACUGAUAUUGAUUAAUGUGUGUCCUUUUGGUCCUUUUGUUGUCAUUGAUUGUUGCAAAACUCUACAAAUUUGUAUCACCUGGAUUCAUUUUAUUAUGCAGAAUGUGUGUUGUGUGUGUGUGUGUGUGUGUGUGUGUGUGUGUAACUGCAGUAUAAUCUCACUCAUUCAUAGAGGGAAAAAAAUCC